This is a messenger RNA of Paramecium sonneborni, 3304 nucleotides long. The record is from the annotation of a GenBank genome assembly. Lineage: Eukaryota; Ciliophora; Oligohymenophorea; Peniculida; Parameciidae.
AUGAAAUCUGCCAAAUCUGCUUAUUCAUUGAGUACAAAUUUAGCAAGUUAAUACACAGAGAGAGUUUAUAGAAAUAAAAAACCAGUUCUUCGUAUAAAUACCGAAACUAGUCAGAGAAUUAAGAGUGCUUAAAUUGGAUCUUCAUCUCGAAAAUGUUAUACAAAUACAAGUAGAGUUAUUGAAAAUUAGAGUGCUUCUAAGAUUCCUUUACAAAUAUAUUAAAGAUAUAUAGAUGAAUCAUUUAUGUCUAAUAAUCAUGAUAAAAUUAUUAAGGAAGCCAAACUAGUUGAACCGACUGUCAUUAACCAUCUCAAUAUUAAUUUUUAUGAAACUUAAUAAUUGAAUCAUGGGAUGAGUCUUUAUGAUAAACAUCCUAAUUUGCUCUUUAAAAUGUAUGAAACUCUUAUAAAUCUUGAUAAAAAUGUUAUGUAAGAAUUAUUUUUAUAUGAAACUUUGGUUGACAAAGAUUAAAUUGGUAUAAAAGAAAAGAAGGAAAGAAACAUUACAGAUAAUUUUAGAUUUGAUUUUUUAAUUAAGGCAAUAAAUAUAAUGGAUGAUUUCAUCAUAUCAUUAAUUAAAAUUAUAGAUGAUAAAACUUUAGCAGUUUUUAUUGAAUAGUUAUGGAAAUUUUGGGUAAUUCUCUUGGAUAUCAAUACUUAAUGGUCAUAAACAAGAUAUAAAGCAUUACUUGAUAUUCAAGUUGGAGCAGUUGAGUCAUAAUUGAAGGAUUGUUAAUUUAGUUUGGAUGCUUUAAGAGAGAAAUAUAUUUAAAAAGUAAAAGGACAUUAAUUAAGAGUUGCUGUCGAAUAAAAAAAGAACUUACAUUUAAAGGAAGAAAAUUUAAAAUGGCUAUAGAUGUAUUCUGAGUUGGAAACAAAAAUAGAAGAAUUAAAUAAUUUAGAUAAUGCAGAAGGUGAAAUUAGAAAAAUAAAUUUGGAUUUAAAAGAGAUGGAUUUUCAAUUAAAUCUUUUUCAAAAAAAUAUGAAUGACUCUUAAAAAUAAGUAGGUACAACUGUUAAAAGUUUGGCAUCCCUUUUAAAGCGAAAAGAUUAAAAAUCCUUCACUGAAUAUUCAUAUGAAGAAUUAAAUCUUCAAGAUUAUCCAGGAUUUAGUGANUAUAUGUUUAGUAUUAUAAUUAUUUAAAUGGAGUCUCGUAACUUUAGGAUUAUUAUUUUAAGAUGUUGUUUUUAUAACCUAAAUUUGUUCACAUGCUAUACGGAGUUAAAUAUUUAUAUAUAAAAUAAUUAUAUGAAAUCUGCCAAAUCUGCUUAUUCAUUGAGUACAAAUUUAGCAAGUUAAUACACAGAGAGAGUUUAUAGAAAUAAAAAACCAGUUCUUCGUAUAAAUACCGAAACUAGUCAGAGAAUUAAGAGUGCUUAAAUUGGAUCUUCAUCUCGAAAAUGUUAUACAAAUACAAGUAGAGUUAUUGAAAAUUAGAGUGCUUCUAAGAUUCCUUUACAAAUAUAUUAAAGAUAUAUAGAUGAAUCAUUUAUGUCUAAUAAUCAUGAUAAAAUUAUUAAGGAAGCCAAACUAGUUGAACCGACUGUCAUUAACCAUCUCAAUAUUAAUUUUUAUGAAACUUAAUAAUUGAAUCAUGGGAUGAGUCUUUAUGAUAAACAUCCUAAUUUGCUCUUUAAAAUGUAUGAAACUCUUAUAAAUCUUGAUAAAAAUGUUAUGUAAGAAUUAUUUUUAUAUGAAACUUUGGUUGACAAAGAUUAAAUUGGUAUAAAAGAAAAGAAGGAAAGAAACAUUACAGAUAAUUUUAGAUUUGAUUUUUUAAUUAAGGCAAUAAAUAUAAUGGAUGAUUUCAUCAUAUCAUUAAUUAAAAUUAUAGAUGAUAAAACUUUAGCAGUUUUUAUUGAAUAGUUAUGGAAAUUUUGGGUAAUUCUCUUGGAUAUCAAUACUUAAUGGUCAUAAACAAGAUAUAAAGCAUUACUUGAUAUUCAAGUUGGAGCAGUUGAGUCAUAAUUGAAGGAUUGUUAAUUUAGUUUGGAUGCUUUAAGAGAGAAAUAUAUUUAAAAAGUAAAAGGACAUUAAUUAAGAGUUGCUGUCGAAUAAAAAAAGAACUUACAUUUAAAGGAAGAAAAUUUAAAAUGGCUAUAGAUGUAUUCUGAGUUGGAAACAAAAAUAGAAGAAUUAAAUAAUUUAGAUAAUGCAGAAGGUGAAAUUAGAAAAAUAAAUUUGGAUUUAAAAGAGAUGGAUUUUCAAUUAAAUCUUUUUCAAAAAAAUAUGAAUGACUCUUAAAAAUAAGUAGGUACAACUGUUAAAAGUUUGGCAUCCCUUUUAAAGCGAAAAGAUUAAAAAUCCUUCACUGAAUAUUCAUAUGAAGAAUUAAAUCUUCAAGAUUAUCCAGGAUUUAGUGAUGACUAUUUACUUGUUAAUCCUCUCAUUUUUCUCUUACAAAUAAGAGUUAAAGAUCAAAAAACCACUCCUUAAGAUUUCUUAUCAUUCUUAAUAUAAAAUUUAAAUCAAUAUCCCAACAUGUCAGGACCAGAACUUUUUCUUCAAUAUAUUGAGAUAGAUUUUAAUAAAGCUCAUUUUUUAAAAGAUCUAAUAAAGACAACUGAUGAUGAUAUAAUUAAUAUUACAAAAUUGAUAUUAGGAAUAGGAAAGAAAAACCCAGUUAGUCAUUCAGUUAUUCUAGAAGCAGUUAAAUUAUGCAGAGCUAUUGAAAAUUAAUAUAAAUAGUUAGAACAAUAAUAAGCUUCAAACCUUAAUAAGAGAACCAGUCUUAUUUUAAGUUAAGAGAAAACUGUCAAUUAUAAUAUUGAUUUGAAUUAAGAGAUUCCUGUUGCAGGGUAUAUUGAUAAUAUAACAUUAGAUCUGAAAUAACUUUAGGAUAAUAAUUAUAUGAGUAAAUUCUUCAAAUCAGUACAACCACAAUUAAACUGAGUAAAAUCAUGUAUGUAGCUAUUCAAUUUUUUGCAGAAAAGGAAUUUGGAAGAUGGAUGAGUUGUUCUUAUAUAUGGUAAUAAGGAACAAUUAAAAUUGAAUCUCGUUGGGAUUAGUAAGAAUAAUUUUCAAAUAUGGAUAGUUAUCUUGUAAUUACUUAUUAUAUAUUUAGGUAUGGUAAUAUGUUAAUCUAAAAUAUAAGAAUUAAAAAUCUCCAGAUUAACCUUCUUUAGUUUAAUGUUUUAAUUGGGUUUACAAAAUUUGGCUUUUGAGACCAAAAAUUUUUAUCAGAUCUACAGGAGAUCAUAUAGAAACUUAGAGAAGUUCUCAUACUAUUCAAAAGCAAUAAGAUAAAUUGGCAAUACCUUAUAAAAAGUCAAUUACUCUUAUAGAUUCUUAAAGAAAAAAAUGA